Molecule: messenger RNA, 2976 nt
Organism: Cygnus olor (mute swan)
Lineage: Eukaryota; Metazoa; Chordata; Aves; Anseriformes; Anatidae
Gene: CCDC102B
Product: coiled-coil domain containing 102B
Exons: 7
Coding region: 244-1479 (411 amino acids)
Source: RefSeq, a predicted model, not a curated record
GAAAUUCUGUUGUUUACACAUGUCUCUGUAACACUGAGAAGCAAGAGGAGCCCAGAAAACCCAGAGGGAGCUGACUAACACUGGUUAUGGAAGUACAGCAAUUAUGCAAAGCAGAAAAUCCUACUUCCAUUAAGGUCAAUGGAAAAACACCCUUUUACUUUGAGAGCAGCCCUGUAUCCAGAAGACCUAUGGAUGCUUCAGUAUAAAAUAUAAUGGAAAUUUAACGAAGAGUGAAAUUAGAUUAUGAAUCAAAACAUGAACACAGGCUCUGUUCAGAAAAUAAUGGAAGAGACACAGGUUUUUAGGACCCAGCCAAGACAACCUUAUAAAUCAGCUGAAGUUUGCCAACCAGAUGGCAAUAUAUGUAAUUCAAAUCUUCCAUCUCAACAUUUCUAUCCAUAUUCAUCUAAUUAUACAUGUAUGCAUAUGAAUUACAGCAGCGAUUUGGAAAUUUUUGAAGCAGUAAAAAUUCGGGAACUGGAAGAAAUCAAAGCCAGAGCUGCACAAAUGGAGAAGACCAUGCGCUGGUGGUCAGAUUGUACUGCUAACUGGAGGGAGAAAUGGAGCAAAGUUAGAGCAGAAAGAAAUAAAGCCCGAGAGGAAGCAAGGCAAUUGAGAAUAAAAUUAGACAAUGUUGUAAAAGAAAUGAGUAUGCUUAAAAAGUUAAAUCAAGAUUUAGUAAGUGAGAAGGAAAAUUUAGAAAAUGUAACUACUUGGAAAACAGAAUGCAGUUGCUCAGAAAUAUCGCAUAUAAAACAAGACCUAAACCAGUUAACAUUUCCCGAACAAGAACCUGUGAAAGAACUGAGCAAAACCAGCAAGAUUCCUGUGGCAGAAGACACAAAGAAGGAUGUGGAAAUAAUCAAAGAUUCUUUAAGAAGCAAUCAAAAUAAAAAAAUAACUCUAAAGGAUUCUGAUUCCUUUCCCUGUGGAAUUGCCAGUAUUUAUUUGGAAGAACAAAAAAAAAGUCUGGACAAUAUAGCCCAGACAUCAGAGAAUGAUUUAAUACAUGUUUCUGUCUUGCAUUUGCAUUUGGCUGAGUUAAAGAAAAUCUUACAGAAGGAAAGAGAAAUGAAUGUAUUUCUGGAAAAAGAAGUGGAAAGGACAGCAAAUGAAUUAUCUCUUUGGAAAUGGAAAUAUGAUGAACUAAGACAAUCUAAGCUGGAAAGUCUGAACCAGGUGGAAAGGCUGAAGCUUGAGAAUACCUCUGAAUGGGGAAAGAGAGAGAGACUUGAAGCAGAAAAGCAAAGUUUGGAAGAAGAAAGCAGAACACUGAAGUUGCAGGUGAAAGAAAUUCAGGGACUUCUGGAAAUGAAAAAUAAAGCAACGCCAAUUAAACUGAGCUGUGAUCAUCAAAAUAUACAAAGUAAGCUGCUGGCUAAAAAUAAGGUUAAAGAGACAGAAGAAAAUGAGCUCUGGAUCUGGGACCAAACAAAGUUCUUCGUAUGUUGUUGGAGACUUCACCAAGACAGUGAGUGAAGAUGCAAGAGACUAUCAAACAGACCUUUGGCAACAAGGCUAAUAUUAAAGAAAAGGGACAAAUGACUUAAAGCCUUCAAAAAGACACAUAAAUAAACUAAAAUAAAUAAGCUGAAGAAGUACAUAUAAGACAUAUAUAGAAACAACACAUGCGUUAUUUCUAUGUAUUUCAUAUUUCCACUAAUGACCAAGAAAAAGUGUCACUGUAUACCAACAUAGAACUUUUGGCAGUUCAUUCUUCCUUCCCCAUUAUCUAAAUUGUUAUCUUCUAAAGCAAAAGGUGUAUUUUAAUUAAUCUGACCCAUAGCUUAGCUUUGGGAAAAAAUAAUUUAGAAUGUACUCUCUAAGGAGAGAGGUUCACAUCUGGUCCUGUGAAGACACUGAGUGAAAUGGAAGUCAAUGCUUUUUUUCUUGCUUGUCUCUUGUGGUUGUUGUUGUUUGUUUGUUUGUUUGUUUGUUUCAUACAGCAGUGGGCAAACAACUCAGUUUCUCAGUAGGUUUCCCUAGUUCUAUCAGGGUGGCAUGAAGACUACACCUUUCAUUCAUUUAAAAUAUAUAAAUAUAUUUAAAGAGGAAAGUUCAUUUUAUUUUAAAUACCUGAAUAUUAUCACUUAUACAUUUACAUUUAAAUGUAUCCCAUUUAAAUGUAUCCCUUUUCUUUAUGUUUUUUGUGUUUUCUUUGCAUUUCACAAAAGAAUACAUAGAAAUAAUGCAUCUCAAGUUCAUCUUAAUGUAUAUAUCAUAUUUUUAUUUACAUUUGAAUUUAUUGUCCAUGUAAAAACUACAAGUGUCACAUAGGAAAUAGCAUGAAUAUAUUAAGCACCAGAAAUGUUCAGUCAUCAAGUCAGACACGAGUAUAUACAGGUUCUGUUUCAUAGAGAUUCUGUGAACUUGCUCUAUUUACUCUGCAAUAUGUUUCUCUCAUACAUUAUAUCCAUAUAAUUGAAAAACUUGUAUUUUUGAGAGUUCUAUUUUAUAGUUAAAUCUAACAAUAUUUCUUCUCCCACUAAUACAUUGCAUGCUCCUUCUAAGCCUGCUUCAGCAACUGUGUAAUCUCUUAGUUUGUCAUGGAAUUUACAUAGUACCUUAGAAAAAGAAACAGUUAUUUCUAUAACUGGUAAAUAAGCCAUGAAAGUCUUUAUGAAGACAGUGUGUCUAUAGUUAAAAUUUGCUUAGAUUUAAGUGGAGGUUGGUCAAGUUCAUGAAUGGAAAACACUAAAGAUUAUUAAUUACAUAAGAAUCGCUUUUUUUUUUUUGACCAGGAAUUACCCGAGCUGCUGGAGUUGGAGGCUGCAAUCAUCCAGCAGACCUUAACUGUUCUUAAGACCCUCCCUGAGCACCUGCGUUUGGCCACUGCUGGAGGCAGGAUGCUAAAACAGAAGGAUCUUUGGUUUGACUCCCACUUUAGGUUCUUACUCUUCUUUCAUGUUUGCAAAUGCUGACCUAAUCCCAGCCAUUGUCUCUUAGGUUAUGCUAGGAGUGCAUGAUGAAGAAGUG